Molecule: messenger RNA, 5917 nt
Organism: Heterotrigona itama
Lineage: Eukaryota; Metazoa; Arthropoda; Insecta; Hymenoptera; Apidae
Source: the annotation of a GenBank genome assembly
AUACAUAGUGAUAUAGGUAGUUAGUGAUAAGUUGGUAGAACUUAAAUGUAGAACUAAUUAUUCACUAAAUUAUUAUUACAUUAAAUGUUAUUGGAUAAAUUACAUAUAUUAAUUUAUUUUCAAUUAAUAUUAUCCAACAGCAUAACUUAACAAAAUUAUGCUGAAAAUUGAAAGAUCAUAUACAGAUAAUAUUAUUAUGACUAAAAUAUAUCAUACUUUUUACUACAUUUCUCAAUUUAAAAGUUGUGUAAAUUUAUUACAUUCUUAUAGAAAUUAAAUAUAUAUAUUUUUAUUCAAUUUUUAUGUGAUAUUGAAAUCUAAAAAUUAUGACAAGUGCUCUCUAUAGUGUAGGCCAUUAUUCAUGGUUAAAACAUUGCCUUGGAAAAAAGAUACACAUUUUUGAAUUUCUUUUGACUUACAAUCGUGUUAUAAAUAAUUUUAACACAAUUAUUGAUAAAUUAUCAAUGAAAUAUCUCUAUAUUCUGUUUUACCGACCAGUUGCAAAUAGCAAAACAUAUCAUGGCUGAAUAUGGCGGUUUACUGAUGAACAAUAGCUCAAGUUGUGUUAAUACAUUGUAUGAUAUAAAAGAAAGACAGACGUAAUUAAUGGUAAAAUUUAAUAACAAAAUCGUGAAUAAACGCUGUAUAGUGCUCUUGCUUAUGGAUCCUACGUCUAGAAUACUAUAAAUACUGUGAUACAUAAGUUAAAUCUCAUGCCAAAAUUACAAAAAAAUAGAAGACUUGAAUCUAUGUGGGGUGUCAAAUAUUAUACAGCAGUGAAAAAUGCUGUUUUUAUACAGACACAACCUUAUGUGCCAAUAGUUCCACCCCCAUCUUUGAAAGAGCAAGUUCUAGAACAUGAGACUCUAUAUAUGUGUCCACAAUGCAAAGACUGCUUCUAUUUUCGAAGCAGUUUGGAUGACCAUAUUUCAAGAAAAAGUUGGAUAUUGGGAUAUUGGUGUCAGCAUUGUUUUGUAACUACCUGUAAACAUAAGUCUACAGAAGAUACCUUAUGUUCCACAUGUACACAAUUGGAUCAUGAAAAACGCUUAUAUUUACGAAGUAGAGGUUUACGUAGUAAUAAAAAACUUGGGGCAAUAAGAAUUUUUUAUAAUCAGUGUCAAUUUUUUUCACAUUUGAAAGCCCAUAAUGUAAAUUUGGUAAACAUGGGUGAUUUAAUGUUAAUGCCUUUACCAACAAAUACAUUUGAUUGGAGUCCUGAGAUAGAUAUAAUUUGUGAAGCACUAAUGGAGCAUACGUUUAUAAUAAAAAUUCAUAUAAUGGAUUGGUUGAAAGAUAAAGCUAUUAGUAAUAAUUGGUGGCAAUUGACAAAAGAUACUAAUAAUCCAGUUGCUCUCAUUCUCAAAGGUUAUAAAGGUAGACUUCAUUUUAAACCAUUAGAAAUACCAAUAGAUGAGGAAAUUUCUAUUUUGAAUCAUGCUCAUCCUUUGUCUAAUAGUGACAAGAUCUAUUCUGACACUGUAAUUCUUGAUUCUGUAGAAAAUAUGGAUAAAAAAGCAAGUUCAUCUUCUACAGAUGUAAUUUCCAUCUCUGAUGAAAGAGUAAUUGAAAAUGAAGAUAAUCCUUGUAAAGUAAAUGAUAUUACUUUUGUGGAUUGUGGAUUAUCAAAAUUCUUUGAACCUGAAUUUCCAUUAAACAAUAAAGAAGGAAAAGGAAAUAUAAAAUCAGAACAAGAUGCAUCCACUACUCAAGAACAUUCAAAAGUGAUUAAUAAGUCUAAACAAAAUAAAAUAAGACAUUUAAACUCCGUUUUACCCAAUAUGAUUAUGUCAUAUGGCAAUACAGUGAUAACACCUAAACAUGAUAUCAAAGACUUAUCUAAACAUUCUACCAAUAAAAGAUUAUGGAAGAGCUUAAUAUAUAAAUCUAAUAAAUCUAAUAAUAAUGUAUCAAUCAAGACAGUUACAGAAAGCAAUAAACAAGUAGAGUUUGAUAAAAAAGAAAAUAAAACUCUCUUCAAUAAUUUAAUAAAAGCAGAAUCAUUGUCUAAGAAUAUACAUACAUUAACUGUUACUUCUGGUCAGAAAGUCGUUACAUUUCAAAGCACGAAACGUAUUGAUAUUAAUGCAAUUAUUAAUCAACUACCAUCUCACAUGAUUAACAACAAAAAGAUUGUUUUUGUGGGACAAACUUCUGAUGAUACAUCUGUCCGUAAAAACAAAGAGUCAUCUUCAGAAGGAGUAAUUCAUUUAGUACCUGUUGAUAAUGCAAAAUUAUCAGGAACGAAAAUAAGUGAAGAAAGCGAAGAACUUUUGCAAAUUGAUAAAGAAUAUGAUGAAAAUAUUUCGAAAAAUCAAACCGAGCCCAUUAAAACUUUUUCAAGUAAAGUUAUAUAUCAAAAUGGGCAGAAAUAUAUUGUUAAACAGUCUUCAGAUCUUAAUAAAAAUUUAAAAAGCACACUUAAUGCUGUGGUACCAGUAAAAGAUGUUCAAGAAUCAAAAUCUACUAAUGUUCCACCAUUAGUAUUCUACAAUAUACCACGAUUGAUACCUUUAGAUUCCACUGAAAUAGAAAAUGCAUCGAAUCAAGAAAAAAUAAAUUCAUUUCAUAAUGAUGUUUCUCCUUUAACGCCUUCGCCAUCCCCGUCAGAAUUAUCAAAUAGCUCCAGCUGCGAUAUUCAAUCUAAACCUUCUUUGUCAGUGAAAAGUUCUCAGAAAGUUGAUGUACCUCAUACUGAAUGUAAAGAUAUUGGUAUACAAAAUACAAAGAAAACGUUUGAAAGUUUAUCAUUUCACAAAGGAGAAGACCAAAAUUUGUAUCUGGAUAAACGACACGACCAUUUACAGGAAAUUGCUGAAGAAAUAUCAAGAGUGAUGAGUUUCGUAACUGAUAAUGUAAUCAAAGAAAACUUAAAAGCGGUUCAUAUUUUACAAACUGUGCUGAAACAUUGUAUUGACAAAUGUAUUGAAAAAUCUGAUGACACUGAGGAGAAAGAUGUAUCGUUAAAUGAAUGGGAGGUAGAAUAUGAGCAAGUGGAUAAAAGACCUAUUUGUAAGGCAUGUAACAAAAUUAUGAAACCUAAGCAUUAUAUUCCAGGAUUUUCGAAACUUGCUAGAAAUGAUAUUUAUUGUUCUUGUUAUAGACACGUGUGUCACAAAUGUAACACGUACCAAGGUAAUUCAACGCGUUUCGUAGCUCAUCAAACAUUUCACGAUAAAAAGAAACCAUAUUUAUGUCCUGAUUGUUAUCGUAAAUUUUCAACGUACAAAUCGUUAGAGGUCCAUACAUGGACCGCCUGUUUUCAUACGCUAAAAAGGCGCGUUCUCGGUUGCAAAAUUUGCGAAAUAGAUGGUUUUCAAGAUAUGGAAUCUAUCGCUAGACAUUUUGCUAUUAUGCACAGUCAUAAUAAGAUAGUUUGCGAUAAAUGUUAUCUUCUUUUACCAUCAUAUUCUGAGUAUAGAAAACAUCAUAAAAAUAAACAUUCGGAUGCGAGUAGUCAUCAUCCUAUACGGCUUGUAUUGUGCAAACUUGGACGAUGUAUUGUACGUUACGAAGACUAUAUGUUACAUAUGGAGAAACAUAUAGUCGUUCAAAGAUUAAUAUGGUUUAAAUGUCCUUUUUGUACGUUUAUUCAUGUAGAGGCGAAACGAAUUAUGUCUCAUUUGCAAAGUGGACACGAAUCACGUCUGAAGGAACUUAUAAGUUCUGAGGCAUUGUGGAAUGUUUUCCAAGUGGAAACUGCAGCAAAUUUAUUGAAAAAUAAUUUACAGCGAAAUAAAUUCACAAAUGCACACGCAGGGUCUUGCAAAGAUGGAACUGUUAUGCCUAAAAUUAUAAACGCUAGAACUAUUACGUCUGAGAUAUUUGAACGUGGAGCUCAGGGAGCAGAUGAUCACUUAAUAAAUUAUGAUACUCCGCAUUGUUCUAAAAUUGUUAAUGUUAAUUCAGAGUCGAGUGUACCAAAGAUACUUGACGUUAGAUCGAUAGCUGAAUACAAGAAAACUGAAACAACUUCGAAAUUUGUAAGUACGGGAAGCAAAGGAAUUAAAGGAAAUAAAACUUGCAAUGAUCAACAGAUCAAAACUGAAUUUGAAGAUAUCAUGGAUUGUACAUGGACUACCGAAGCGAUCAAACCAAUUUCAGAUCCAUUGAAUAUUGAAUCGCUGCAACAAGAUCAUUUUCUGAGAAUGAAGAACGGACAAGAUGUACAUGACACUUUGCAGAAUAAAAUAUGCGAAAAGAAGGAAGUUCAAUUAGUUGAACAAACAAAUCAAGCAAAUACUCGAGAGCAGCUGGAAGAUAUAAAACAUGAAUCAAUUUCGAAACCUCCACCGCUUGCUAGAAUUCCUCAGCAUGUAUUAGAAGCGAAUCGACCUAAGAAAAUUGGACAGACAACGAAAAAGAAAAAGACGUUAAUAUUUUCACACGAUCAAAAUAUUAAUCUUGAUUUUCAACGAGUUGCUCUAGUCUCUUCGGACAAUUCAAAUGAGAUCCUUAACUUUACGUGCCCUUUGUGUCGAGAAUUAAUAAAUACAUCCAAAUCAGUCAUAAAUAGUCACUUUCAAAGUAAACACUCGCAAGAUUGCAAGCCAUCAACUAUUACUGUAAGCUUGUUACGGGUAUCACCAGAAUUUAUAAACGGUGGUUAUAAGGAAUUAUUAGACAAGAAGAAACGCAAGUCUGAAAGUACCAUGUCGAGUUCAAAAAAAAGACGCCGAUGGAAUCCCAAAAAAUAUAAUAACGAUGGAAAAAACGGAAAUUUUACAGGAGUUGGAUUAUGCGUAACACAAGAAACAGCUGAAGACAGCGAGGGUAAUUUUAGGUGUAAAAAGUGUGAUCAACGAUGCUCGAAUAUGUCAACUCUGAGAGACCAUAUCGCAUCUAAUCAUAGAAUCAAAGGUCGAUACUUAGUGUGCCUCGAAUGUGGAGACAACUUUGUGGUAGCACCUAGUUUACAAAUGCAUCUGAAAGCAUUUCAUGGGAUAGAGAAUCCCAUUACUUACAUGAUGCAAAAUACAUCUUAUGCCCCUGAUAACGUUGAUAAUCUUGAAGUCGAGGGAAAAUCAAUCGAAGCAAAUCAGUGUCACGUUUGUAUGGCUGUUUUUGAAGAUAAGGCAGCAGUAGAUAAACAUCUUCGAGUCCAUGGAAUGGCGUUCCUAAAUCGUAAAAGGAUAGAGGCGCAAAACGCUCUGAAAAGUCCAGAGAAAAAAAGUGAAAUGCAGGAAGAAAAAUCGACAUCGGUUAAAGCAUGUCCAAAAGAAAAUAUUCGAAAGGAUAAACCUGCAGAAACUAUAUUGGAAAAAAUCAGUGCAACUAUAUGUAGUUAAUGGAGGCGUAAUUUUUGAAGAUAAGGUCAAUCGGAAGAUAGUAUAUAUUUAGACAAGGUUUAAACACGAUUGCAAAUCUGUGAUUUUAACGUUUUAUUUAAGUGAUGAAAAAAUGUUUCCUCUUUUUACAGAAAAAAAUUGGCAAAAGUCAUUAGUUAUUUUAUAGUAUUGAAAAAAAAACGUGAUCCAAUACUUUAUCUCGAAUGAACUUUAAUUAAUAUUAAGCUCAACAUAUUUAACACAUUGCAAUUCAUUAUAAAUUUGUCAUGUUUUGUUUGUAACAUUUGUUAGUAACUUAUGGAAUAAGUGUUUUUAAAUUUUUAAAUCUUUUAUUAUAAAUUACAUAGUUCUGUUAGAUCAUAAUAGAAGUAUGCUGUGUAUAUACCGAGUGUUCGCGUUUAGGUUCAUACGUAUACUUCAGCUAUAUUCAUAUAUACUAUUCAUCAUAAAUAUCUGAAUUAUUUCUCUGAUUUCUGACCUUACAGAAUUUUAAAGAACAUGUUUUACCAUAUGUUUGAAUUUGUUUUGACAGCCGCUUUCAUAUGACAAACAAAAGUAGCAUUCUACAUGAAAAAUUAAAAUUUCGUGAAAAAUAUUGCAAACAUAAAAAAUUGUUAUAUAUGCCUAGU